AUUUGUGAAAGAGCUUGAUUCAAGAUGGCGGCCGAACUUGAAAGAGCUGUGGCCCUCCGUACCACAAACAAGAAUGGAGCGAUUGAUAUACUUAAUAGUCUCGUAAAAAGAGACAUGGAUACCAACAGUGAAGAUGUAUUAAGAGUAAAGGAACAGGCAAUUCUUGAACUAGGAUCAUUGUUAGCUGAAACCAAGCAAGCUGAAGAACUUGCUGGUUUGGUCAAAUUUACACGACCAUUCCUUGGCCUUGUAAGUAAGGCAAAGGCGGCCAAGUUGGUGCGAGGUCUAGUUGAUCUGUUCUUGGACAUGGAAGCUGGCACAGGGAAGGAGGUUGAAUUAUGCAAAGAAUGUAUAAACUGGGCAAAAGAUGAGAAAAGAACAUUUCUACGACAGGCGCUGGAGUCUAGACUUAUAUCUUUGUACAUUGACACUAAAGCUUAUCAAGAAGCACUACUAUUGGCAUCCCAGUUACUAAAAGAGCUGAAGAAAUUGGAUGACAAAGCGUUAUUGGUGGAGGUGCAGUUGUUAGAGAGUAGGACUUAUCACUCUCUGUCCAAUCUGCCAAAAGCCAGGUAAUCCAAUCUUCCUGGGAGAACAACUGCCAAUGGUAUCUACUGUCCACCUAAGCUCCAAGCUGCCCUCGACAUGCAGUCAGGUAUUCUUCAUGCUGCUGAUGAGAAAGAUUUCAAAACAGCCUACUCCUAUUUCUACGAGGCGUUUGAGGGAUACGACUCUAUCGACAGUCCCAAAGCUGUGGUAGCUCUUAAAUACAUGCUCAUGUGUAAGAUUAUGCUGAAUACAGCUGAUGAAGUACAGGCCAUUGUUAGUGGAAAGUUGGCACUGAAGUAUAGUGGUCCGGAGGUGGAGGCGAUGAAGAGUAUAGCCACAGCCAGUCAUAAACGCUCUCUUGCAGAGUUCCAGAAAACAUUAGGAACAUUCAAGCCACAGCUGGAAGAUGAUCCAAUUGUAAAUGCCCAUUUGAAGACUCUGUAUGACAACCUACUAGAACAGAAUCUCUGUAGAAUUAUAGAACCUUUCUCUAAAGUUCAGGUUCAGCAUGUUGCCAACUUGAUCAAGCUACCAGUGGAUACGAUAGAGAAGAAGCUUUCACAGAUGAUCCUGGAUAAAAAAUUCCAUGGUAUUUUGGACCAAGGUGCAGGAGUGCUGGUAGUAUUUGACGAGACACCCGUGGACAAGACCUAUGAAACAUCAUUGGAGACGAUACAAAAUAUGGGGAAAGUGGUUGAUGCUCUGUAUAACAAGGCCAAGAAGCUGACUUAGUACAGAUCAAUGUUUAGUCAUAUUUGUUUCCGUGACAUUUACAUCAAAUAUUCUGUGAAAUUCGGCAGAUGCGAAAUAACUAUUAGUACCAUUGUGGACCUCUACAGAAUUGAUAUUGACUGAUCGUCUGUAGGUUCUGUGUUGGUGAAUACCCUCAGAUACUGGUGGAAAUUCUGUUGCCAUGGUACAUUUAAAUAUUUUUCUUAAAGAUAUUUUUAUUUCACAGUACAGUUAAAAACUAAUGUAUUGUGUUCAGACCAAACAUGGUUAAAAAUGAACAUCUUUGAUGUGCUGUUACAGUACAUUUACAUUUUAGUAUCGGCAAUUCAAAGCACUUUUGUAUCACGGGAAUAACUGUCAUCUGACCAGUAGGAUGACUGUUAAGGCCCAUGGACCUCCUGUUAUUUAUACAUAUACAUAACAUUUAGUAAAUUGUCACUUUGAAAAUUUCAUUUUAUUGAAACGCUACCAGUACAGAUAUAGUGCUAAUUAACUGUAUUUGUAUGUUAGAUUUAGAACAAUGUUACAACAGAAGACAUUUCAUCAAUUCUCUUAACAUAAAGUUGGUAAAUCGUGUUAUAUCAACUUUCAAAAAAUAAUUUACCAAAUUUUCUUAUGAAUGAAAAAUUCUGUUCGCAUAAUCUGCUAACCUUUUGAUUGUUUCUUUCUGAAAUAAAUCUGUUGCUUGAUUUGAAGUGAUUUUUAGGGACCAACCCUUACAGUUUAAGGUUGGUUAUUCUUUGCAUUUAGCUCUGAUUCCAUCAAAGCUUGAGUAAGAACAUGUAUCAUAAAUCAUUUCUAUCUUGUUGGGCCAAAAAGGAUUUUCUUUUUAUCAUAUUUAAACAAGCUACUGUAGCAGAAUUUAUUUAACAAUGAUCUUUGGGGUAGGAUAUCAUUAUCAUUAUGGGAUAUGCUUGUUUAGUUUCAUGAAAAGGACCCAUUGGAGUAAGGUUGCAUGAAUGUGAUAUGAGAAUGCAUACCUUUUCUAAGAGUUAGGAAUUCAAAGUACUAUAUUGAUGUGAGAGUUCUAUGGAGAGAUUUUUUCAUGAAAAUCAUUUGUGAUUUAUUAUCCAAGUCUUUGAUUGUAAAAAAGUUGUCAACAUCAUUGUCUAGCAUAUCUGAAAAAUAAAUAGGUAUGAAUUUUCA
Molecule: messenger RNA, 2427 nt
Organism: Pecten maximus
Lineage: Eukaryota; Metazoa; Mollusca; Bivalvia; Pectinida; Pectinidae
Product: 26S proteasome non-ATPase regulatory subunit 11-like
Exons: 13
Biological process (GO): ubiquitin-dependent protein catabolic process
Cellular component (GO): proteasome regulatory particle, lid subcomplex
Molecular function (GO): structural molecule activity
Source: RefSeq, a predicted model, not a curated record